Parnassius mnemosyne (clouded apollo) is the source of this 672-nucleotide messenger RNA. The record is from the annotation of a GenBank genome assembly. NCBI's taxonomy places the organism in Eukaryota, Metazoa, Arthropoda, Insecta, Lepidoptera, Papilionidae.
AUGGCAUAUUGGGUUUUAUAUUGUUGCAUACUUGUGAUAUUUUUGGCUCAACCAAGUAGAGCUGUCGAAGACGAGUGCGCGGUGAAAUACUGCGUGGGGGAAGCUUACGUGUGCAUAAACGAUGAGUGCUACUGUGCUGAAGGAUAUGUUCCAAACCACUUCCAGACACGUUGCAUAAGAUGUCCAGGAUUGGGAGAAACAUGUUUUGGUCCAUGCUGUAACCAAUAUGGAAAUGGAAGUCUUCAAUGCCGCCAGGGGUUUUGCCAACCAUGUUAUGACUCUUACGGCAACUGGGUAUGCCGAGAUUCUUUGGACCAAAUGCUUCUAGUAUCAACCACACAAAUCAUCAUGGCGGCUGCGCUAAUAUUAGGAAUAAUUACUACAUUUAUACUAAUGUACAGGCUUUGCGCUGCAACUGCAACCUUACAGCCUUUAGGUCGUGAUCAAAAUUACGAGAGUCGUCUAUCAAUCGGGAGCCUGCAAGUGUAUGUCGAAGAAAGGUUAAGAGAUGCACCUCCAAGAUAUACAAGAGCUGUGUCUGCAGGAUCCGCGAUAUACCCAGCGACUACAUAUAUAAAUGCUGGUUUUAUUCACGACAGCAGUCUACCACCACCACCUUACACACCAAGCACUAAAACUGGUGAUACACAAAAUACAGCAAUACACAUUUAG